Diceros bicornis minor is the source of this 2912-nucleotide messenger RNA. RefSeq names its product MHC class I-like protein MILL1. Lineage: Eukaryota; Metazoa; Chordata; Mammalia; Perissodactyla; Rhinocerotidae. Gene Ontology annotation, cellular component: external side of plasma membrane. The transcript is spliced from 5 exons. Gene Ontology annotation, biological process: antigen processing and presentation of endogenous peptide antigen via MHC class Ib; positive regulation of T cell mediated cytotoxicity; immune response. The record is from RefSeq and is a predicted model, not a curated record. Bases 133 to 1149 code for a protein of 338 amino acids.
GCUGAUUCCUCUUGGCCUCCUAUUUGCUGCAAAUACGCUUUACUUUGUAGACAACUUCCACUGGUGUAGAGUUUUAUUUAACUCACCAGGAGGCGAGCCCACUUGGUUUGGUAUCAGGACCUCUGGACGGGAAUGGGGAUAGGGUCCCCAGGGGUCCCCAGACCCCUGAGCCACCUGCUGCUCCUGUUGCUGCUGCUGGAGGAGUCGCGGGGGUUCCCCCCUGGAACCCACACUCUCCGCUACGACCUCAUGGCCCUGUCCCUGCACAGGCCUGGGAAGCCCCAGUUCCUGGCCCUGGGAUACUUUGACGAUGAGGUCUUCCUGCGCUAUGAUGGCGAGAGCCAGAGGGCAGAGCCCCAGGGUCUAGGGAUCAAGAUGGACCUGGGAGCUGAGACCUGGGAGAGAGAAACCAAGGACCUGAAGGAGAAGGAGCGGCAGCUCAGACAGAUGCUGACAGAGAUCAUGGGCCAGCAGGGCCAGGGCUCAGGCCUUCACUCCCUCCAGGCCACACUGGGCUGUGAGCUGCAGGGAGACAGCACUAGAGGCUCCUGGCGCUUGGGCUACAACGGGCAAGAUCAGGACUUCCUCACCUUCUACUCACAGACCCUCACUUGGACGUUGGCCACGCCCUCAGCCCAGCGCAUCAAGAAGCUCUGGGAGACCCAAGACCCCAGGGCUGAUCUGGUUGAGACUUUCCUCCAUGUGACUUGUCCUGCCCAACUCUGGAGAUAUUUGGCCUCCUGGAGGGGCCUCCAGGAGAAUACAGAUCCCCCGUCAGUGACUGUGACCCGCAGUAAGAACCUGCUGGGCAAGGUCAUCCUGAGGUGCUGGGCUUUUAGCUUCUAUCCUCGGGGUGCCAUCCUGACCUGGCUUCGGGAUGGGGAGCCCAUGCACCAAGGCACCUUUGGGCCUGGGGUCAGCCUGCCCAGUGGUGACGGGACCUACCAGACCUGGGUGGACACUUGGAUCCUCCCUGGAGAGGAGCAGGUGUUCACCUGCCACGUGGGACACUGCGGGCUGAACACCACGAUCCCUGCAGUCUCUGGGCCUCAAGGUCAGAGCGCUUCCUGUGCGGCUGCUCCUGCUGCGGCUCCUCUCGCUGUGUCCACUGUCGCUGCUGUGCUGUAUUUGGUGGUGGUCGAAGCCUAGAUGAGGAAGCACACAGAGGAUGUGAGAGCCCAGGUGAGAAGCACAUGGGACAGAGAGGAGGACGGAUCUGAUUCUUUUCUGGGUGGUGAGUGGAGACAGCUCUCUUCCUGCUAAAAACAAGGCAACAGGCCCUAAACGGAGUCCCUUAUGCUAAGUCCCACGUCAUCACCAAAGCAAGAUUUCACUCAGUGACAGUUUCAGCCCUCCCAGACAUGGAAUCUUAAACCCCUCAACCAGGAAUCUGCUCAUCACUAGUCAGGUCAUCUGCCUGAUAGACCCCAGCCAUCACCUAAAGGAAGAUGAGCUUGCAAUAACCAAGCUGCCUUUUUGCCUAACAUAACUUCCCUGUUCCUGCUCCCUUAUGCCUAAAAAUCUCUUGCCUUGGACAGCUCUUCGGAGAUCCUUUCUAUAUGCUAGACAGGAUACUGCCCGGUUGAUGAAUCUUUGAAUGAAGCCAGUAAGAUCUUUAAAAUUUACUCAGUUGGAUUUUGUUUUUUAACAUUUCUUACCCAGGAACAGGAAAAGAAUAGACAAGCCAUCUUCCUGCUUACCGGAUGAGGGAGACGAGGUGUGUAUUACGAAAACUGGCUAAAAAACAAAAAAGAUAAAGACCCAACCAUUUAUCCUGCCUUUCCAAUUCACAUAAGAACUGGACCUCAAGAUAUUCACUUAGUUGAGAAAGAGAGGUUUUUUUUUUGUAUAGAAGUAGUCCAUAUAAUAAAGAUAGAAAAGCAAAGGCAGAGUGACAUUAUUACCACUUUGUGAGCCUAAUGAAUGAAUGGAUCUCAGCCGUAACCAUCCACGGCUGCCAACCUGGCCACUGGAAAGACAGCUUGAUAUUGUGCACUUCCUGGUGGAAAGACCCUUGAUGUCACUCCAUCUUCGAUUUACUGGAAACAGGAGGCAAUUGACUGGAAACAGAGAAUCAAGUUCAACCACAUGGUGGACAGGUCCUUGGUAAAGGCACAGUCUUUGCGGAAAAUUACAGGACAAACUACCUUAUUCCUUCACCAAAUAAACUGUCAGGAAACAAACAAACCAAAAAAAGAUGGAGAGGGUACCUGAGGGUUACUGUAUGUAUUUAAUAUGAUUACCUUUCCACCUUGUUAUGAGAAGAAGUUAAUCUUGUCAAUUUGCUGUUUUCUUGUUUAACCUGAGGGGUGACUCAAGGGUCACAAGGAUUGAUGAGCUUGUUUUACAGAAGAAGGAGAAUGCCUUCAAGGAAGUUACCAUCACCAGAUAACCAGCGGCCAGCUGCCGUUGAUGUCCAAAAGUCAGAUUUCCCAGGGGUUCAUCAGGAGUGACCCCUUUGUUUCUCUGAAACUCCACCUCCCAAGCCCCUUAGCUCUAUAAAACCCCCUGCUUUCUUCUUUUGUUAAGGUAGAUUUCAGAGAACUUAUUCUCCCACCUUCUUGUUUUGGCCAAUUCAAAUAAACCUUUCCCCACCUCCAAGCACUGAUUUCUCAGUGAUUGGCUUACUGCACAUCAGGCACACAAACUUGAGAUUAAGAGGUUCGGUAUUAAUUUUUGUGAGCCACCAGGAAUCUCAUGCCUGUGGCUGGCUGGCCUCCUGGUGAGGGUUCAAGUGAUCAGUGGCCCCCAGCAGCUGCCCGGGCUUCUUUGCCCAGGGGCCUUCCCCUGCUGCUCCGUUCUUCCUGCUGGUUUCAGCCAGCCUCAGCGAAAUGCUUCCUUGGAGUGGAGAAAUGCAUUGGACUUGGGUCUACUUUUGAUUUUGCAUUUGUCAGGUCUUGGAUUUUAUCUUU